UUUCAGGUUAAAAGUAAAAUCGAGAGUUAUUAUGGAAGUAAGUCGCCAUUGGCUGUCUUUCCAAUAAUUAUUUUUACAUAUGUGGCUAAUUAUUUUUCUGUUUACCCAACAAUUAAUCUUCCAGUCAACCUAAAUUAGCUUUUUAAUCAGUGCCAUUUGGUUGACCAUUCAACAUGUCGGAGUGUAAAAGUUUAGGUGAUAUCAUUGGUGAUUGGGGACGUUGGCAAACUAAUGUCUUCCUGUUUGCAAUUGUUAAUUAUGUUUUACAAUCGUACAAUAGUAUGAGUUUCUCGUUUUAUGCACCUAAAACAAACUUCUGGUGUGCCGACUAUCCAUCAUCUCAGAAUGAAACGUUAACAAGUGCGGAAAAAUGUGAAAAAUUUGUCGACUGUAAGAAAUGGGUUUACGAUGACAAUUUUGACUCCACAAUUAUAUCAGAGUGGAACCUUAUUUGCAAUAGAUCAAUGUUGUCAUCUUUAACCCAAACUGUCUUCAUGGUUGGCUAUAUACCAAGUGGACUGAUCCUCGCUCUGGUUGCUGAUAGGAUCGGCCGAAAGUCCAUCAUUUGGACCAGUUUUACACUGGAAAUUUUAGCAGGAAUAUCAUGCAUUUUUUCAUUCUCCAUUUGGCAAUUCAUCAUAUCAAGAUUACUGCUCGGAAUUGCUGUUUGUAUGCGAGGAAAUGUCCUCUUUGCUCUCUUUUUUGAAAGCUGUGGUAAAAAAUAUCGUGGUGAUACAGGGAUUUUACUGACCGGUGGAUGGAUUGUAGGAUUUAUCAGUUUACCUGGGAUUGCUUAUUUCAUCCGAAAUUUCAGGAUUCUUCAAGCAUUCGCCACUCUAUCCGUUCUUGUCUUAUUAAUAUGGUCAUUUUUCAUUGAUGAAUCAAUAAGAUGGCAGAUAACUCAUAACCAAGAAGAAGAAGCUGAAAAGACGAUGAUCAAAGCAUAUUCAAUGAACAACAAGUCAAACAUUAUUGGGGAUGGUAUACGACGAAAGAUGAACUCAUUUUGUGAAAAUAUUAAGGAGGAAGCUAGGGAAGCCUCGACGGCUAAUAAACACUAUAAGCCCAGUGUUUUGGAUCUACUUCGCACACCUCGAAUCAGACUUUACACAAUUAUAUUUUGGAUUGUGUUUCCAAUCAACUCUCUAGUCUAUUAUGGCAUAUCGUACAGUGUUGGUGCAUUUGAAGGCGAUUUAUAUCUUAAUUUUGUAAUUUCUGGCCUUGUUGAAAUACCGGGAAUGAUUUUUACCCUUUUACUGUGUCGUUACUCUGGUCGUCGACUAUUUACAUCCUACAAUAUGAUCUUUUGCGGUUUAACCUGUUUAUGUGGUUUAAUUCCAAUCCAAUCAAUGCCUAAUUUUUCAACAAUAUUGCUCUUCUUCGCCAAAUUUUUUAUAACCAACUCUUAUAAUGUUAUUAUAGUUCAACAGAAUGAAAUAUUUCCCACUGUUCUUCGCACAGCUGCUGGUGGCUCAAUUACGAUUGCUUCAAGAGUUGGUGCAAUGGUGGCUCCAUUUACUCCUCAAUUGAUUAAUCAAUUUGGUAUAAACUUUAUUCUUACCUUUUUUGCUUUUAUAUCACUUAUUGGUGGACUUUUGACAUACUUUUUACCUGAAACUAAAUCUAUUGAUAUACCUGACACAGUCCAAGGAACCGAAAAGAUUGGCCUGGACAAUAAGUCUUAAUGUACAAUCAGUGACAAUCUUUUAAUUUUAACAUUGUAAUCUAUUAUUUCGUUUGUUUUUUACCUACAAAAUACAUUAAGUUUCAUCCAAAAUUUUGUUGAGCUCUGUAAGUUCAAUACACUUUUUGAUUAUUGAAAAUCAUUUCUUACCAUUUGCAAUACUUUCAAGAUGAUUUGAAUGAAACAAGUUGAAUUAAGCUUGAAUUAAAUGAGAAUAAAUAA
Tetranychus urticae (two-spotted spider mite) is the source of this 1906-nucleotide messenger RNA. RefSeq names its product organic cation transporter protein. Gene Ontology annotation, biological process: transmembrane transport. Gene Ontology annotation, cellular component: membrane. Lineage: Eukaryota; Metazoa; Arthropoda; Arachnida; Trombidiformes; Tetranychidae. The record is from RefSeq and is a predicted model, not a curated record. Gene Ontology annotation, molecular function: transmembrane transporter activity.